AUGAUGCCACCUUUUAGGAGAAAGAAGGCUUCCAAGUCUUUUCCCGUAAAAGUGUGCACUUUAGACGCGGAGCUUGAGUUCAACCUUGAGUGGCGUGCAACUGGAAGAGAUCUAUUUGACUUAGUAUGCAGGACAAUAGGCCUCAGAGAGACCUGGUUCUUUGGAUUGCAGUUUGAAGAUACAAAACAUUUUAUAAGUUGGCUAAAACUGGACAAGCGAGUGCAGGAUCAGUGUGUCUCUCAGAUGCCUGGCACACCAUUCAUGUUACUCUGCAAGCUGUACCCGGAGGAUGUAGCUGAAGAGCUGAUACAGGAGGUGACUCAACACCUCCUGUUCCUGCAAGUGAAGCAGGCCAUACUCAGUAUGGACAUCUAUUGCCCACCGGAAGCCUCCGUAUUGUUGGCAAGUUAUGCUGUGCAGGCUAAGUAUGGAGACUAUGAUGAGAGUGCAUACAAGCCUGGAAUGCUAGCAAGUGAAGAUUUGCUGCCUCAGCGGGUUAUAGACCAGUAUCAGAUGACACCGGAAAUGUGGGAGGACCGUAUAAAAAUAUGGUAUGCAGAUCACAAAGGCAUGUCACGGGAUGAAGCUGAGAUGGAAUAUCUGAAAAUUGCUCAGGAUUUGGACAUGUACGGAGUCAACUACUUUGCCAUUAAUAACAAGAAAGAAACAGACCUCUAUCUUGGUGUUACUGCGCUGGGCUUGAACAUAUAUGAGAAGGAUAACAAACUUACCCCCAAAACUACGUUCCCCUGGUCUGAGAUUAAGCACAUAUCUUUUGAUGACAAGAAAUUCGUCAUCAAAUUCGUGGACAAGAGCGUCACCAACUUUAUCUUCUUCUCACCCAAGGGCAUGAAUAAAUUGAUUCUAGAUCUGUGCAUCGGUAACCACGACCUGUACAUGAGGCGGAGGAAGCCGGACACGAUGGAGGUGCAGCAGAUGAAGGCGCAGGCCAAAGAGGAAAAGCAGCGUCGCCAGAUCGAGCGAAACAAGCUGGCGAGGGAGAAGCAGCUGCGAGAAGCGGCCGAGCGGGAGAGGGGCGCGAUGGAGCAGCGGCUGCUGCACUACCAGGAGGAGAUACGCCUGGCCAACGACGCCCUGCGGCGGUCCGAGGAGACGGCGGAGCUGCUGGCGGAGAAGGGCAGGGUGGCGGAGGAGGAGGCGUCCUUGCUGGCGCAGAAGGCGGCCGACGUGGAGAGGGAGAACGCUCGCCUGAGGCUCUCCGCCAUCAAGACUGAAGAGGAGAAGGUGCACUUGGAGCGUAAGACCCGCGAGGCGGAGUUCCUCACGGCGCGGCUGGUCGAGGAGUCGGAGAAGCGCGCCGCCGAAGCGGAGCGGCUGAAGGCCGAGCUGCUGGCCGCCAGGGUCGCCGAGAAGCAGGCCAAGGAGAAGCUGAUCAACUUCCUCAGCAGGUCCUCCACGGGCUCCUUGCCACCGUGCUCCACCGUGCCGUCGAGCCUGUUCCCCUCCACGUGCUCGCUGCCCGCCGAGCUGGGCGAGGGGCGGGGCGAGGGGGCGGCGGGGGCGGGCGUGGGGGCGCGCGACGGCGGCGGCGGGGGCGGGUCGGCGGCCGAGGGGGCGGCGGGGGGCGCACACAACGGCGCCCCCGAGACGGACCUCAACUCGUACCAGCUGGUGCCCGACGACUCGGACCCUCACAUACACCGGCUCUCGCUGGAGAUCGAGAAGGAGAGGGUGGAGUACCUGGCCAAGUCGCAGCACCUGCAGCGGCAGCUCGAGUCGCUGCGCAGCGAGUUCUCCGUGCUGCGCGUGGAGCGGGGAGGGGGCGGGGGCGGGGGCGAAGGGGGCGGGGCGGGGCGCGGGGGCGGCGAGUCGCUCGCCGACCGGCUGAGGGACGCGCACGAGGCGGCGGCCCGCGCGGGGGCGGACAAGUACUCCACGCUGCGGAGGCUCAAGCAGGGCUCGGCGAACACGCGCGUCGCAUUCUACGAGCAGCUC
Molecule: messenger RNA, 1956 nt
Organism: Iphiclides podalirius (scarce swallowtail)
Lineage: Eukaryota; Metazoa; Arthropoda; Insecta; Lepidoptera; Papilionidae
Source: the annotation of a GenBank genome assembly